Messenger RNA from Closterium sp. Yama58-4, 1989 nucleotides. NCBI's taxonomy places the organism in Eukaryota, Viridiplantae, Streptophyta, Zygnematophyceae, Desmidiales, Closteriaceae. The record is from the annotation of a GenBank genome assembly.
AUGGCGUCGCACGACGCUAGGUUCCUCACACUCUACGCCCUUUCCGCUCUUCUUCUCUCCGCCACUGUGCUACAAGUUUCCGCGGGGCCGUGCACAGUGGCCAAUCCGGUUCCCGAAAUCAACAUUGCAGCAGAGGCUGAUUUUGUCAAGCGAACCCAAUACCCAGCCACGCAGCUAGUGCGCAUGUUCCUGACCAAGGACCUGAAGCUGAAGAAUCCGUUGGUGCUGGACGGCAAGUUCAACUGCACCGUGCUGCGCUCCAAAGGCACCAAGAAAUUCACGCUCUCCGCCACCGAUAACAAUUACCCUCCCAUGCGAAUUGUCUUCGCUAGCAACAUCCUCGUUAACGGCAUCAACGUGAGAGGUUUCGCACCUCUGGCUUCCAACCCCGACUGCCAGUACCUCGAAACGCGCUACCUCGAUUUCAUCGGCAAGUGGAAAUGCCCCGCGAUCUGGCUAUAUCGCGUAUGGGCGGUCCAGGUCACGCAGGGGCGAACGUUCGGCCGGAUCGAAGUCUCCCGCGCGGCGCACACGCGCAUCGACUCCAUGACUGUUAACGUCCACCCUUUGGAAUACCCGGGCGCGAUCGUCGUGAUGCUGUCCGGCGACGGGCCAAACCUAAUCCGCAGCAACGUGCUUAUAACGAAUAACAACAUGAUCGCGCAGGGGCCGCCCGGGAAAGGCGCGGAGAUCGGGCUGAUGCUGUACCGAAACGCGGUGGGCGUGAACGUGUUUAACAACCGCAUGUCGGAGUUUUCGCUCGCGAGCCUGCAGAUCGGGUUCGGGCAGUCGAACGUGGGCGACGCGAUGCUGAGUAACGUGAUGCGCAACAACAUGGUUCACACGUUCUCGACGCUCGGCGACGCGGCGGGGAUUUAUGUGGACACGCACUGGGUGAACCCCGGGAAUAUCCUGAGGUGUAACUACGUGCGCAAGGGCGAGCACUGCCUGUACCUAGAUUGGGUGUCGACUGGAGUGAUCGUGGAUGGGCUCGUGUGCGAUCGGACGGCUGACGGGCUCAAGCUGAACACUGGGAAAUACAACCACAUUCAGGGCAUGGUGGUGAUUGAUGGAUCAGCGUUCUCAGCGGGGUACAUCUCGUGUCAGAACUACAACGUGAACAACUGUAACCAACCCAACGGGAAGAAGUGGAACGACGAGCUGGUUAAGAACUACCAGACCCCGGGGAUCAAGAAGGUGAGAGGCCUGCGGAUGGGGAUUGAGAAGUUCUUCCCCUAUCUCACUAAUUUCUGCGCCAAGAAAGCUCUUUACAACAUCAACUGCAACGCCGGGAGCCAGUACAGUGCUGCUGUCACUGGUGGCUGCUCAGGCCUUCCAACGGAGAAUUACGCGGAAAUCGUCACGGCGAUGACUGAUAACUCAACCAAGUGGGUGUUUUAUCAGGACAACUGCAAGCCGUUUCCGUCAGUCCCGAAGCUGAACACGCUGCGGUAUUUCUCGACUUCGCUUUCGCAAGCGGGGUUCAAAAACGUCAAAGCGAUGGAUUUCGCACUGACCCCGAAGUCGCCGAUCAAAAAGGCGUUUCCGCAGUUUCGAAGCUGCCCGACGAAGAAGGGCGGGCCGAAAAAGGUGGAUUUCCAGACGUACAUGAAUCUAUUCAACAUUGACAGGCCCGCGGACAAACCAAUUACAAGCAUCCUCACGUACACGUUCAAGCCGGGCAAGUCGAACACGAAUCCUGCUUCCCUCGCCAGCGUCGCGAGUGCUACUGAUGGGACCCUUGGGAACGCCGCGGUGAUGGCGACUGCGGUGGAUGACGAUGAAAGCAGCAGAUUGAUUGUUGUCCAGUCCACCGAGAACGCCGAAGAGCCGGUUGUGCGAAAUGCGGCGAUGGGUAGAAGCCAUUGGACACCGGAGCUCGCGAGGGAAAUGAGCCCGGCUUACAUGAGGGCGCUGGCGAACCAUCGACGAACCCGAGGGAGGGUGCCCCCACGCGUUGGAAUCAGGGUGUUGCCCAAAGCUGCUUAG